Rhinichthys klamathensis goyatoka is the source of this 1404-nucleotide messenger RNA. RefSeq names its product F-box protein 32 (gene fbxo32). The record is from RefSeq and is a predicted model, not a curated record. The transcript has 9 exons. Gene Ontology annotation, molecular function: protein binding. Lineage: Eukaryota; Metazoa; Chordata; Actinopteri; Cypriniformes; Leuciscidae. Gene Ontology annotation, cellular component: nucleus; cytoplasm; SCF ubiquitin ligase complex. Bases 144 to 1214 code for a protein of 356 amino acids. Gene Ontology annotation, biological process: protein ubiquitination.
CAGCUGCGCACUUUUAUCAUCAGAAGCGCGUUCACAACAUUAUUUAAUAUAGCAGCACAUACGCGAGAAAAUCACUUUAACAACUUCUCAAGUUUAACACUAACAAGUUUUCUUUCGUUAUCACUGGUUUUCGUAUCUUGACAAUGCCGUUUCUUGGACAAGACUGGCGGUCUCCUGGUCAAAGCUGGGUAAAAACAGAGGACGGCUGGAAAAAAACGACGAAAGAUGAGAACGAGACGAAUAACAAUGUUUCAGAACGGAAGAGCUACUGCAAGGAAGAACAUGACAAGGAGAAUUUGAUCCUGAGCAUUAAUUAUGACGUGGCUGCAAAGAAGCGAAAGAAGGACUUGCUAAACAACAAUACAAAGAUUCCUUAUUUUCACAAAGACAAAUGGAUUUAUGUCCACAAAGGAAGCACCAAAGAGCGUCAUGGAUAUUGUACUCUGGGAGAAGCAUUUAAUCGCUUGGAUUUCUGCAGUGCCAUCAAAGACACCAGGCGAUUCAAUUAUGUCGUAAGGCUGCUGGAGCUGAUCGCCAAGUCCCAACUGCCUUCGCUGAGUGGAGUGGCACAGAAAAACUACAUGAACAUUCUGGAAAGGGUUGUGCAGAAAGUUCUUGAUGAUCAGCAAAAUGUUCGUCCGAUUAAAGAACUCCUGCAGACACUAUAUGCGUCGUUGUGCAGUCUGGUUCAGGACAUGGGCAAGUCUGUCCUAGUGGGCAACAUCAACAUCUGGGUGCACCGCAUGGAGAACAUACUACAGUGGCAACAGCAGCUUGAUAACAUUCAGAUCAACCGGCCUACAAACACAGGGAUGACAUACCUUGAUCUGCCGGCUAGCUUGCAGCUUAACAUCAUGCACCAUCUUUCAGACGGACGAGAUCUGGUUAGCCUGGGUCAAGUAUGCCCUGACCUAAGUGUGCUAGCAGAAGAUCGGCUGUUGUGGAAGAAACUUUGCCAGUAUCACUUUGCAGACAGACAGAUCCGCAAGCGCCUAAUGGUGUCAGAUAAAGGACUUUUGGAAUGGAAAAAGAUGUAUUUUAAGUUGUGUCGGUGCUACCCUCACAAGGAACAGUACAGUGACACGUUACAGUUCUGUACACAUUGCCACAUCCUGUUCUGGAAGGAUACAGACCAUCCUUGCACUGCCAAUAACCCAGAGAGCUGCUGCAAGCCUGUGUCUCCACAGGGUUUUAUCAACCUUUUCAAAUUCUAGGGGGCGCUGCAUUGCUGCCAUGUACAUAGUGUCAAUAUUGCAAAGGAUUCCUGGAUGACUUGAGGCAGGGAAAAGAUGGGGUUGCAUUAGAAGCAAGUGUCAUAAUGUUUAUAAGUUUGGUAACUGAAUGUACUCAAGAAAUAUGCAAGAUGAGAAACUAAAAAGCUGUGUUGGGGGGAAAAUACGCUCC